Messenger RNA from Oryza brachyantha (malo sina), 1567 nucleotides. RefSeq lists its product as uncharacterized. Bases 1 to 1332 code for a protein of 443 amino acids. The transcript is spliced from 2 exons. NCBI's taxonomy places the organism in Eukaryota, Viridiplantae, Streptophyta, Magnoliopsida, Poales, Poaceae. The record is from RefSeq and is a predicted model, not a curated record.
AUGUCGGAUCCAAGUGAUCUUGAAUUGGAUGACAGCGAUGAGAGUCAAGAUUUGUACAAUCUGGAUGAUUAUCUCAUGCAGGAAGACAUACUUGAAAAUGUUGCAGAUCAAAUCAUGGUUGAUGUACUUGAAGAUUUGGAUGCUUUAUAUGGUCAACAAAGAAGAUUCAUAUCAAGGAGAUAUGUUUAUAAGGCUCGUGAAGAAUCCAAACAACGGUUAAUUGAUGACUACUUUUCAGAGAAUCCAGUGUACAAUGAAACAAUAUUUCGUCGAAGGUUUAGGAUGAGGAGGCCUUUAUUCCUACGCAUAGUUGAUGCCCUUGGUGAGUGGUCUUCUUUUUUCACCUUGAGAUUUGAUGCUUUGAAUCGGCCUGGCUUAAUGCCUAUUCAAAAGUGCACGGCGGCUAUUCGUCAACUAGCAAAUGGCAGCCCUGCAGAUCAACUUGAUGAGUAUAUAAAAAUUGGAGAAAGUACGGCGGUAGAGUUCUUGAAGAUGUUUGUUGAGGGUGUGGUUGAAGUAUUUGGUGGUGAGUACUUACGGCGUCCCACAACAGAAGAUGUAGAGCGCUUGAUUCAACUUGGUGAACAUCGUGGGUUUCCUGGCAUGCUAUGGAGUAUUGACUGCAUGCACUGGCAUUGGGAGAAAUGUCCCUAUGCAUGGAAGGGGAUGUAUACUCGUGGUGACCAUGGUGUUCCAACUAUCAUUCUAGAGGCAGUUGCUUCACAUGAUCGUUGGAUAUGGCAUGCCUUCUUUGGUGUCGCUGGGUCCAACAAUGAUAUUAACGUUCUUAAUCAAUCUAAUUUGUUCACCGAGCAGCUAAGAGGAGAAGCUCCUAAGGUGCAAUAUAGUGUAAAUGGAAGGGAAUAUAGCCAAGGAUACUACCUAGCAGAUGGUAUAUACCCUGAGUGGCCUGUUUUUGUUAAGUCGAUACGCAAACCACAAUCUGAUAAACAUAAGUUGUUUGCACAACACCAAGAAGGGGCAAGAAAGGAUGUUGAAUGUGCAUUUGGAAUAUUGCAAUCUCGCUUUAGCAUUUUACGUCGACCAGCGCGUCUUUAUGAACAAGGUGAUCUCCAAAAUGUGAUGCUUGCAUGUAUCAUUCUUCACAAUAUGAUAAUUGAGGAUGAGAAGGGUAUGGAAGAGAUUCCUAUCAACUUGAAUGAGGAAGCAAGCACAUCAACUGUACAGCCAGCUACAAUCACGCAUGGAGCUAUCCCUGAGAUAGCACAAGUACUAGAAAGAAACGCUAUAAUUCAUGAUCGUUUUGCUUAUAAGCAACUUCAGUUAGACUUGAUUGAACAUAUUUGGAAUAAGUUUGGGAAUUCCAAUUAGAUGACUGCUUCUGGAGUUCUGUGUGGCACUUGGGAGGUGAAUUGCAUCACUGAAGUACAAGCACUGUGAUAGAUGAAUGGAUGAUUACUAUCUCUAUAUAUAUAUGCAUUCUCAUUACCCAGUGAGAGAGAAAAUGGAUGAUGGAAACCUGUUAUUUAUAUUUAUAUUUUGUAAUGCCUAUGAAUAUGGCUUAUUUUGUUACCUGGUACUUAUGAUUUUCCUAUUACUAUGAAUA